Messenger RNA from Blumeria graminis f. sp. triticale, 159 nucleotides. The record is from the annotation of a GenBank genome assembly. Lineage: Eukaryota; Fungi; Ascomycota; Leotiomycetes; Helotiales; Erysiphaceae.
AUGCAUAUCUACUGCUCGCCACCAAGAUUCGGGCGCGGGAGCGCCCAGGUAAAAACUAUACAUGGAAGCGAUCGGGGUAGCAACACCAUAAGCCCCUGGAAUAUAAGUGCUAGCCGUAAGGGGUCGGGUACUGUUGUGCUGGCUCGGUUGAGUUGUUAG